GAAACCCUGCCACAGCCUCCCGCCCACAGCCUCCACCACCUUUCUCUCUUCAGGGGCGAUUCACCGCCGCUGUAACGCUGUACCGUCGCAAACCUCUCUGCUAGGCUGUACAAAAAACAAUGGCUGGCCGCUUCGUACGAGCGUCCAAGUACCGCCAUGUCUUCGGACAAGGCGCGAAAAAGGAGCAAAGCUACGACAACCUGCGCAUCUCCAAGAACGCCUGGGACACCAACCUCAUCAAGGCAAACCCAGAAUACCUCUCCGUCAACUGGGAAGCCAGCGGCGGUGGCGCAUUCGCCGUCAUUCCCCUCAAUGAGAAGGGACGCGUCCCCGAGCAGAUACCCCUCUUCCGGGGGCACACCGCCGCUGUUCUCGACACCGACUGGAGUCCGUUCAACGAUUCAUUGAUCUCUUCGGCUUCGGACGAUGGCAAGGUCUUCAUUUGGAAGGUGCCAGAGGGCUUCUCGCUUUAUAGCGACGCUGAAGAACCCAACGAUGUCACUCCCGUCGCCAAGCUGAGCGGCCAUCUGAGGAAAGUCGGACACGUCCUCUUCAACCCGGCCGCCGAAAACGUUCUCGCGUCCUCAUCCGGAGACUACACCGUAAAGCUGUGGGAUGUAGAGGCUGGCGCAGCCAAGCUCACCUUGAAGCACAAGGACAUCGUGCAAUCUCUCUCCUGGAGCGCCGAUGGCUCCCAGCUCGUCACGACAAGCCGAGACAAGAAGCUGCGUGUGUGGGAUGUGCGACAGGAAGCGCCCGCGAUCGAAGUCCAGGGCCACCCAGGAGCCAAGAGCAGCCGUGCUGUUUGGUUGGGCGAGCACGACCGCAUUGCGACCACGGGUUUCUCUCGCAUGAGCGACCGCCAGCUUGCUCUGUGGGACGCGCGCAAGCCGGGAGAGCCUAUCGGCGGAUUCACGAUUCUGGACAGCAUCUCCGGUGUCUGCAUGCCCUUCUGGGACGAGGGUACUCAGUGCCUGUACCUUGCUGGAAAGGGCGACGGCAACAUCCGUUACUACGAAUACGAGAACGACAAGUUCGAGUAUCUCUCCGAAUACAAGUCUGGCGAGCCGCAGCGUGGUAUCGCCUUCAUGCCCAAGCGCGGCAUCAACCUGCACGAGAAUGAGGUUCUCCGUGGUUUCAAGACUGUCAACGACUCUUACAUCCAGCCAAUCUCCUUCAUCGUUCCCAGGCGCGCCGAGAUGUUCCAAAGCGAUAUUUACCCACCUACGACCGGUCUCAAUGCCGGUGCUACUGCGCAAGAAUGGUUUGGCGGCAAGACGGCUUUGCCUCCAAAGAUCUCCCUGGAGUCAGUGUACGAAGGCGAUGGUCCUAAGGAGGUCCCCGCCGAAUACAAGCCACCUCAGGCCGCUGAACCCAUCCGAAGCCCGUCCCCCACAAAGACCGAAGCGCCCAAACCUGUAGAAGCUCCCGUUCCAUCACCAGUGACCCGUGGACCACCUCCCUCGAUGAGCGACAACAAGGCUUCUCUCGCGGCGGGUGCGUCGAAGUUCGCUGACAAGGACGAAGAAUCUGAAGAUGAGACCAGCAGCUUCGAGGAGGUACCGAAGCCUGUUGAGCGGCCGUCUGCUAUGGCUGCACGCCAGGAGGAGACGACGCGUGGUCCUACCUUAAAGCAGGAGCCCGAGCCAUCGAAGCCCACCCCGGCCCCGACUCCCGCGCCGGCUGCCUCAGCACCUGCACCUGCCGCAUCAACCCCUACCUCAUCGUCGACGCCUACGCCUGCACCGACCGCUUCAGGCGCCGCAGCUGGACUGAAGGACUUCCUGGCCGAUAUCAAGAACACGGUUCAACAACAAAGCGAGACCUUGCAGCGCCAGAACCAGAUCAUGUCCGAUCAGUCUGACCAGAUUGCCCUGCUACUAAAGAAAGUCGGCACUCUGGAAACCAAGAUCAGCUCGCAAGGCGGCGAUCGCGAGAAGGAUGAGCGCAUUCGUGAAUUGGAGCUUGAGCUGGAAGAGGCCCGAUCUUGAUUGUCAACGACAAGCUGAGCACAGCAAGCGCGCGACUUAUCACGCAAUCUGUGCGUUGUGUCGUUGCUGGUGACGGAUCCGUGGCUGGCAGGUUCAUUCUGGAUCUGUACUGUUACGGAUCGUUCGCGCAUUAUUUCGAAUCUCGAGCUGCUGGUUUACGAUGUAAAACAAGGGAAAACUGCAAUGGUCAUGUCGGAACGGCCUGGGCAAUGUUGAAUAUGUUGGGUGCGUGGUCUGUAGCGUUGGUUGUCUCUCUUCCUCCGUGGUAGUUAGCGGCAUGUGUCGAUAUGUUACUCGAAUAUUUCCAAAAUGGAUCACUCAAGCGCUUC
This is a messenger RNA of Paraphaeosphaeria sporulosa, 2320 nucleotides long. RefSeq names its product DUF1900-domain-containing protein. The record is from RefSeq and is a predicted model, not a curated record. Gene Ontology annotation, molecular function: actin filament binding. Gene Ontology annotation, biological process: actin filament organization. Lineage: Eukaryota; Fungi; Ascomycota; Dothideomycetes; Pleosporales; Didymosphaeriaceae. Bases 120 to 1991 code for a protein of 623 amino acids. The transcript is spliced from 7 exons.